This is a messenger RNA of Penicillium pulvis, 1743 nucleotides long. RefSeq lists its product as uncharacterized. The annotation marks the transcript as partial. NCBI's taxonomy places the organism in Eukaryota, Fungi, Ascomycota, Eurotiomycetes, Eurotiales, Aspergillaceae. Gene Ontology annotation, molecular function: catalytic activity. The transcript is spliced from 2 exons. The record is from RefSeq and is a predicted model, not a curated record.
AUGCCUGCAUUUCAUGAGACUGUUCCUAGUCCGGAGAUCUACGGACCGGGCACCUUCGUUGACAAGAGCUUUCUUGCUGUCCCCGAAGACGCUCGCCGGGUGUUUGAAAUCCUGGCGAAUGCAACGCCGAACUUCACGAAAAGCUCGCGCGUGUGGGACUCAGUCAAGUUUGAGGGUCAUGACAGACCUAUGAUUCCUGGGCCUCUCAAGGCCCCGGUCGUGGCCGCUGCACUUCACGCUAUGUGCGGCGUCGUCGCCAAUGAGCUGUUAGCUACACGCGAUAGUCCAGAGUUGGCAGAGCAAGGCGUCACUGUCAAUACCGACCACGCCGCAAUCUGGCUGGGAUCCAUUCUCACUGUUAAAUUGAAUGGAUCCGACUUGAGCGAGCGGCUCCAUGAGGGCGAAGCCUCCGCUUCUAUUUUCGACCAUGAUUUCCAGAAGGGCGUUUUUGAUAGUACUCUUCGACUCCGAACGACUGCCAUUUAUCCAACCAAAACUUCUGGUGUUUGGUAUCAACUGCAUGGAUCGCUCCAUGCGGAUACUGUCCUUGAGGCAAUCGGAGUUGAUCCUACGACAAAAUGCAAGUCUCCAGCUGAGGCUUAUAGCGUUAUUCGCGAGCAAACUCAGAAGUUCUCAGCUGAUGAGCUGGAGAUGAUGAUGGUCAAGAACGGGUUUUGUGGAAGCAUUUGUCACACUCCCGAGGGAUGGGGGAAGACCCUUAUGGGGAAGCGGCUCCAGAGCCACCCCUUGGUGAACUAUUCCCUCCAAUCCCAUGCUGUUCGAACACCUGUGAGCCCGUUGCCGGUCGUUCCAGAUGAUAAACGCCCGUUAGCUGGUAUCAAAGUUCUAGAGCUUGUUCGAAUCAUUGCCGGUCCGGUCAUUGGUACUACCUUGGCUGCACUUGGGGCUGAUGUCAUUCGCGUCAACUGCAGCAAACUUCCUGAUCUUAAUGCUUUGCAAUUGACAUUGAAUGCUGGAGUCAGGACCAUCGAUCUCGACCUCACCAUUGAUGAAGAUGUAGCGCGACUACGGGAGCUUGUUCAAGACGUGGACAUUUUUAUUCAGGGCUUCCGACCGGGCUCACUGGAGAGGAAGGGCUUCGGUCUAAACAAUCUCUUGGAAACAGCUGGCAAGAGAGGGAAGGGUAUUGUCUACGUGGAAGAAAAUGCCUAUGGGCCAGAUGGACCUUAUCACGAGAGACCUGGCUGGCAGCAAAUUGGAGAUGCCGCCUCCGGUGCCUCCUUUGUAACCGGAAGAUCCCUCGGCCAUACUGAUGGGACAAGUGUCCUACCACCUCUUCCAAUCUCGGAUAUGACCACGGGUCUAGUUGGGGCCCUCGGAGCUCUAAUGGCUCUUCGGGACCGUACAUGGAGUGGAGGUUCAUAUCGCGUGCUGAGCUCCCUGGUCGCCGCUGAUGCAAUUUCGCUUCGCCCUGAGAUUGGACUGUAUUCGCCGGACGUGGUGCGCGAGACCAAUGAGGUCUUCAAGUGGGAAGUCAUGGAACCUUCUCAAUAUGUUUCAGAGUUGCUCGUGGUCGUAUUGAAUGGAUGGAAGAGGGUCUUCCCGGAUUAUUUUGCUGAUGGAUCGUCCAUCAUGACAGUGUUCGAAAAUAGUCAUUGGGGCCAUUUACAGUUCCUCAGCCCAGUGGUCAAGCUUGCAAAUGAUUCUGUGACUCCUCAUUGGACUACGCCAUCUGUUCCGCUUUGUCAUUAUCCUCGAAACACCUCGUGGAUUUGUAAUCGU